UUUUAGAUAAUAAUUUUAUUCGUCGGGAACACUUGCUUGCAGCUGGCCACAUUCUCGCUGUCUCAGUUUCAGCAUGUGGAUCCCCAACUUGCCUAUCACAGUGAUCACCGGGGUGGCGGCCACAGCCGGCGCGCUUUGCUUGUUCAAGGACAUGCACAGCGGGCAGCCGUUCGACCGCAACGUGAAGGCGGAAGGCAAGACGGUGAUCAUCACCGGCGCUAACACCGGAAUCGGCAAAGAGACUGUAUGGGAGUUUGCCAAGAGGGGAGCUAAGGUGUUUAUGGCAUGUCGCGAUAUGAAGAGCUGCGAGGAGACGCGACGUGAAAUCGUUCUAGAAACGGGCAACAAGUUCGUCUAUUGCCGACCCUGUGAUCUCGCCUCGCUUGCCUCCGUCAGAGAAUUCGUUGACAGGUUCAAAUCCGAGGAGCCUAAGCUAGACAUACUGGUGAACAACGCCGGUGUGAUGGAGACACCCAAGGGUGUGACGAAGGACGGCUUUGAAACACAACUCGGUGUCAACCACAUGGGACAUUUCCUGCUCACCAAUUUACUGCUGGAUACUUUGAAGGCGUCUGCUCCGAGCCGCGUGGUGGUGGUAACGUGCGACGCGCACAGACGCGGCGACAUCCGCAAGGACGACCUCAACAUGAGCCAGUACGAGCCCAACGCCGCCUACUGCCAGGCUAAACUCGCCAAUUUACUCUUCGCACGGGAACUCGGCAGGAGAUUGCUAGAGAGCGGUGUGUCAGUGUCGGCGGUGGACCCCGGCUUCUCUGACACGGAUCUGACGCGUCACAUGGCGAUGUCAAAGAGUGUGACGCGCUUCAUCAUCUACCCGGUGUUCUGGCCGGUGAUGAAGCUGCCGCGCGCCGCCGCGCAGACCGUGCUGCACGCCGCACUCGAUCAUCACCUCGAAAAAUGCGCCGGUGAUUACUAUGUGGAUAUGAAGCUGGCAACACCGUCAGAGAAGGCGCAGGACUACGAGCUGGGCAUGUGGCUGUGGAGAGUCAGUGAGAAGUGGACGAGGCUGCACGAUGGCCAGCCCACUGCCGUCAGUAGUGCUAUAACUGGACUGGCAACUGCCAGUGUGAACAAAUACCGCCAAUAAGUCCAUAAAGCAAUAGCAACUGUACUGGCCAAGUGUGAACCAUUAUUCUUGUAUUUAAACGUGUUGUCUUUAUUUUAUGAAACAAAAAUGAAAGAGACAGAAUGUUUUACAAGUUCGAUAAUUAAAGCCCUUAUUGAUUGUGACAUGAUGACGUCAUUAAAGGUUUUUUCAAUUUUUGCAUUUGAUUUGAUCAGUUUGUCAUACUUAGUGAAUACUGAACUAAUUCUGUGUGUAUUUAAGUAUAUUGGAAUAAUGUAUGAGUUGUAAUAUACGUAAUAGUUUAGUUGUAAAUGUUUUAGUUUUAAUAAAAGUUUAGUUAAUCGGU
Papilio polytes (common Mormon) is the source of this 1433-nucleotide messenger RNA. Its product is annotated as retinol dehydrogenase 13-like. The coding region runs from base 74 to 1108 and encodes 344 amino acids. The transcript has 8 exons. The record is from RefSeq and is a predicted model, not a curated record. Lineage: Eukaryota; Metazoa; Arthropoda; Insecta; Lepidoptera; Papilionidae.